Messenger RNA from Varroa destructor (honeybee mite), 441 nucleotides. Its product is annotated as cofilin/actin-depolymerizing factor homolog. Gene Ontology annotation, biological process: actin filament depolymerization. Gene Ontology annotation, molecular function: actin binding. Gene Ontology annotation, cellular component: actin cytoskeleton. The record is from RefSeq and is a predicted model, not a curated record. NCBI's taxonomy places the organism in Eukaryota, Metazoa, Arthropoda, Arachnida, Mesostigmata, Varroidae.
AUGUCUUCCGGAGUGACUGUUUCCGUCGACGCCAAACAGGUGUACGAUGAUGUAAAGAAGAACAAGCAUCACCGAUACAUUAUCUACUCAAUCAAGGAUGAAAAGGUGAUUGAGGUCGAAUUCAAGGGCGACCGAAAUGCGUCUUAUCAGGAUUUCCUUUCGCAGAUGAAGGAUCUUAAGGACCAGUGCAGGUACUGCCUAUUCGAUUUUCCUGCGCAAGCACCCCAGGAAGGUACGAAUGAACCGUCGAUGAUCGCACUCGAUCGCCUUGUGCUGAUGACGUGGUGUCCCGAGGGUGCUAAGGUCAAGCAGAAGAUGUUGUAUGCCUCGUCGUACGAUGCCCUGAAGAAGGCCCUCGUCGGCGUGUACAAAUACGUUCAGGCUUGCGACUUUGAGGAACUCUCGCAGGAGGCCAUCGAGGAAGCAUUGAAGAAAAAGUAA